Messenger RNA from Tupaia belangeri chinensis (Chinese tree shrew), 2503 nucleotides. RefSeq names its product transmembrane p24 trafficking protein 7 (gene TMED7). The record is from RefSeq and is a predicted model, not a curated record. Lineage: Eukaryota; Metazoa; Chordata; Mammalia; Scandentia; Tupaiidae.
CUGCUGCUGCUGCUGCUGCCGCCGGGGCCCGCGCACGCCUCGGAGAUCACCUUCGAGUUGCCCGACAACGCCAAGCAGUGCUUCUACGAGGACAUCGCGCAGGGAACCAAGUGCACCCUCGAGUUCCAGGUGAUUACUGGUGGUCACUAUGAUGUAGAUUGUCGAUUAGAAGACCCUGAUGGUAAAGUGUUGUACAAAGAGAUGAAGAAACAGUAUGAUAGUUUUACCUUCACAGCCUCCAAAAAUGGGACAUACAAAUUUUGCUUCAGCAAUGAAUUUUCUACUUUCACCCAUAAAACCGUGUAUUUUGAUUUUCAAGUUGGAGAAGAUCCACCUUUAUUUCCUAGUGAGAACCGAGUCAGCGCUCUUACCCAGAUGGAAUCUGCCUGCGUUUCAAUUCACGAAGCUCUGAAGUCUGUCAUCGAUUAUCAAACACAUUUCCGCUUGAGAGAAGCUCAGGGCCGAAGCCGAGCAGAGGAUCUAAAUACACGAGUGGCCUAUUGGUCAGUAGGGGAAGCCCUCAUUCUUCUGGUGGUUAGCAUAGGGCAGGUAUUUCUUCUGAAAAGCUUUUUCUCAGAUAAAAGAACCACUACAACUCGGGUUGGAUCAUAACUGCAUUCUGAGAGUUGAUGCACCAUUGCCACUGUAAUAUUGCUGUCCUCUAAUUAAUUUAGGUACUGAAGGACUUAAUAUUGGCAACAUUUUUAAGACCUUACCCAUACACUUAUUGGGCAGGAUACACAAUGCGUAUCCCCACACUGUGGAAAGGACACCUUUUUUUUAUUUGUAAAGGUGGAAAAACUUUGGAACUUAUUUUGGGCUAUUCAUGUUAAAUAUUCAACACCAAUGAUCUACUCUUUUCUUGGUUGUUUAUAUUGACUCUUGGCACACUAAAUUUUGGUAUUUUGAUUCAUUUUAGCCAUUUAAAAGUACUUUUAUUAUAGGUAGCUGAUAUUUUAAAAACCAUAGAUUUAAUGUGUGUACAUGCGUAAUGGAGGAAGAAAAUUGCCUUUUAAUUGUUUAUAGUGAAUAAAGUUUUAUUUUUAAAAAAAAAUCAAAUGUGAUUAACUGUAGCUCAAGCCUAUUCUGCACUGUUUAAUUUUAUGGAGGGGAAAAAAUCUACCCAUAGAAAUGUGUUUAGUAACAUGGAUACAAUUUUUAAUUGAUACAUCACGAUAUAAUUCAUUUCUCACUAGUCUGGAAAAUGUCAGGUGUGAUUUUGUUUUGUUUUUGUUUUUGUUUAUUCUAUGAUUUCUAUCCAGCUGUGUCCUUUUUAUAUAAAGGCAUUCUUACCAUAGAAAACAGUUAAGUUUCAGUACCAUAAUAGAGUUUAUACAGGCCUUAAAAAUCAGACAAUUACAACAGGUAGGAUAAUUGCAGAAUAAUUUAAGACAGCACAAUGGGGGCAAAUGAAAUGGAAAAAUUUUGUUUAUCUGUACUGAUUACAUUUUCAGUCCUUUUACAAAGAAAAAAGGUGAUGUGUUUUAACAUUUUGUCUGAUUCUUGCCCUUAUGUGUCUUACUGUCUGUGAGUCUUUCCCAUUUUAAAUGGUUAACAUUUGCACUAUUAAUAUCACAUAAGCGCUAUACAUUUUAGCCUCAUGGGUAUAAUGCACUGAGAAGUUAGUUUCUUCUGGCUUUUUAUUUUUUCUUGUCUUGCACAUUUUAUUUCUGCAGUCUCUAGUUAGCAUCUCUAAAAUUAUUUUAAAAUAUAGAACAUUGAGUAUGUUUUCUAUUUGAUAAUCUUCAUUGAUUGUACUUCAUUUAAUGAGAAAUAGUGCAUAUUCUGUACACUAUAGGGUUUAGACUGUAUUUAUAUUUUCUAACUUGUGUAGAUUGAGCUGAUUGAAAUAAGAUUUUGUUCCAAGUCUUCUAGAAGAGAGUACAAGAUGAUGUAAAACUGUAUAGAUAUUUAAAGCUUUUCUGCUCUUUAAAAAAAAAAAAUUGCAAGUGUUUUUCUGCCAUGCCUCCUUCCCCACCCAAAGGUGAUCAAUGCUGAACAAAGCUGUCAUAGAGAAAUUUUGAUACACGAUGCUGUGGAAUACUGAUCAGAUAGCAGUUCUACUCACUUACCGUUACGGACCUGAAGUUAACUUUAAUUCUAAGGUGUCUUAAAAUACGUGUAUACACUUCCCAUGUGAGAGCAACGGGGAUUCAGUUGUCGUGCUUGCCUAUUUCACAUGCCAUGGUGCAGCAAGGGGAAAACAUGUUUUCAACCCUUUAAUUUUAAGAUUUGUGAAGACUGAAUGGCAGCCCUUUAAAUAACAUCUGUCUGUGGAUUAAGAAGUAAAAUUUCAGAUUUUACAGAUUUCUCUAUUUGGGUUCUUGUACUGGAGUUGUCCUACAGCUACUCGAAGGGUCCCUUUACAUUUAGAUUUGAAGAUUUUCAGCACUAAUGUUAAUGUGACUGAUGAGCUUAAGCAGAUGUGAAAUGUCCUUUUCUGGCUAACUGCACUUCCUGUGUUCAGAUACUUCUGCUGUGGUGGUACCGGGGCGGGUGUAGA